This is a messenger RNA of Diospyros lotus (date-plum), 917 nucleotides long. RefSeq names its product F-box protein At5g67140. Bases 28 to 756 code for a protein of 242 amino acids. Lineage: Eukaryota; Viridiplantae; Streptophyta; Magnoliopsida; Ericales; Ebenaceae. Gene Ontology annotation, cellular component: SCF ubiquitin ligase complex. The transcript has 5 exons. Gene Ontology annotation, biological process: SCF-dependent proteasomal ubiquitin-dependent protein catabolic process. The record is from RefSeq and is a predicted model, not a curated record. Gene Ontology annotation, molecular function: protein binding.
AAAGAAUAACGAAACCAUGUCGAGAACAUGUCCACAUUCUCUCUCUCUCUCUCUCUCUCUACCGUCUAUAUCUACGAAAUUACAGUUGGGUCUCUGCUAGAGACCAGAGAAGCCAUGAAAGGGGACGAAGAACCCGAGGUUGAUCGCCUUCCAGUCGACCUUCUCGCUCACAUAUUCGCUCUCUUCACUUCCUUUAGGGACUUGGCAGAGGCCAGUGGAGUCUGCAGGAAAUGGAGGCGAGCAGUGAAGCAAUCGCUGGCUCGGAGAGAGAGGCUGAGCUUUGCUGGGUGGAAAAUGGACGAUGACUCCACCACCCGCCUUGUUCGCCUCGCCUACAACCUCAAGGACCUGGAUAUUUCAAAGAGCCGAUGGGGUUGCCAAAUAACAGACAUCGGAUUAUACCAAAUAUCUUCGACAAAAUGUGUCAGCAAUUUGAUUUCUCUUUCCCUGUGGGGUAUGACAGGGAUCACAGAUCAGGGUGUUGUUCAACUGAUUUCAACAACUACCUCCUUGCAACACCUGAAUAUUGGUGGUACAUUCAUAACAGAUGAUUCUUUAUUUGCUAUUGCAGAUAACUGUCCAUAUUUGAAGACUAUCGUACUAUGGAGCUGUCGACAUGUAACCGCAAGUGGGCUUGCAUUCGUUGUAAAAAAAUGCCGCAAGCUGGAGUCAAUAAAUGUGUGGGGUACAAGGGUUCCUCUAGACUGCUUCAUUGGCUUGCUUGCCAUCAAUCCAGCCCUUAAGAUUAAACUCUAAGGGUAACUGCUGUAUUGUCACAAAGAUUGUGAUUUCUCUAAAUGAUAUUCACGUACAGAUUGUUGAUCGCAUCCAUGCAUUUACUACAGUGUGUAUAACAUAAAGAAUUCAUAUCAUUUCUCCAUGUAUCCACCUCAAUAAAUUAUUGGUUGUUCCCCUCA